AUGCUCGGUGGUUGUAGUGACUACUACAACUUAUCAAUGUUUCCAAUCCUCCUUUCCAAUGCCUCGGCACUACCACCACUACUACCCACAACGAUAACAGCAACAACAAUAACAACUACGCAUCUCUCGACUCUUCCUUUUGAGCUUAUGAUACACGAUUCGGCGCACUUCAAUGCAUGGAGGUCUUUGGGCUGGGUAUAUGAAAAGCUUUAUGACCGGCGUUAUCUGUGA
Messenger RNA from Penicillium oxalicum, 231 nucleotides. RefSeq lists its product as uncharacterized. NCBI's taxonomy places the organism in Eukaryota, Fungi, Ascomycota, Eurotiomycetes, Eurotiales, Aspergillaceae. The coding region runs from base 1 to 231 and encodes 76 amino acids. The transcript has a single exon. The record is from RefSeq and is a predicted model, not a curated record.